Messenger RNA from Haliaeetus leucocephalus (bald eagle), 294 nucleotides. Its product is annotated as C-C motif chemokine 4-like. Gene Ontology annotation, cellular component: extracellular region. The record is from RefSeq and is a predicted model, not a curated record. Gene Ontology annotation, biological process: positive regulation of GTPase activity; cellular response to interleukin-1; lymphocyte chemotaxis. The coding region runs from base 1 to 294 and encodes 97 amino acids. Gene Ontology annotation, molecular function: CCR chemokine receptor binding; chemokine activity. NCBI's taxonomy places the organism in Eukaryota, Metazoa, Chordata, Aves, Accipitriformes, Accipitridae. The transcript is spliced from 3 exons.
AUGGCGAAGACAGCCGGGGUGGUCUGCGCCCUCCUCCUCCUCGCCGCGCUGUGCUGCCAGAGCCUGGCUCAGAGAGCCCCGGCCAUGCCAGACAAGUGCUGCUUCAAAUUCCAGAUGAGAAGGAUCAAGAGAGACAACAUCGUCGCCUGCUACCCCACCAGCCCUGAGUGCCCACACGAGGCUGUGAUCUUCAGGGUGAGGAGCGGGAAGGAGAUCUGCACCCAGGCAAGCAGGGCCUGGGUGAGGAAGUACCAGCAGAGCUUCCAAGUCAGCUCCUUCUCCAUCCCCAGCUAG